Molecule: messenger RNA, 552 nt
Organism: Theileria annulata
Lineage: Eukaryota; Apicomplexa; Aconoidasida; Piroplasmida; Theileriidae
Exons: 3
Coding region: 1-552 (183 amino acids)
Source: RefSeq, a predicted model, not a curated record
AUGAAACAGUUUUGGUUUAUAAAAUUCCUUAUUUCAUAUUUUUUAUGUGUUUCUAAUUUUAUUUAUUACAGUGAAUCUAUUCAGUUGGAUUCUACCUCCUCCCAUGAUAGUAACACACGGACUUUAGAAAAAAACGACAUACCUAAUGAAAUCGCAAAAAUAUUCACUUUCAAAGACAGAAACUCAAGCAAUGUGUGCUUGUUGAGAAACUCAUACCUGGACAUGGAUGAUGUUCCAAAGGAAUGCACUUGUUCAUUUUCUAGACUACAAAAAAUCGAAUUGGAAUGCGCAAACGAACAGAUUUUAAAUUCUAAGAACUGCGAUAAAAAUGUGUGUGAAACCUGCUGUAUCCUGAGCCUAUCUUCAAAGUUCAACAAGGAGUUUUCUAAAUCUGAGGCGCCAGUCAACUGCAAAAUGAGAUGUUUUAAUUCUACAACCGUUACAGAUAUAACUCAGGACUCUCUAGAGACAUUAAACGAAUACCUCGUAAAAAUCGAUUCUCUAUACAAUGUUCAACCUCCUAAAAUUCAUAUAGAAGGGAGUAAGUGCUAA